AUGUUCUUAUUAACUUUUAUUGUUCGUGUGUUGGCGGAAACGGCUGCAUACAUGUAUAAACAUGAAAUCCCUUCGUAUCUUCCUUCUUUGCAUCUCUACCACCUGAAAGACACCAUCGCCGUCUCCGCUGUGUUUAUUAGGUGGUGUGUCUCAGUAGCGGCAGAAAUGGGGCUCGUGCACAGUGACUCGCAGCCGUCUGCAUGGAGCUCACACAUAAAUUGGUUUAAGUCCUUUGGUUUCGGUGCCUCUCAAGAUGAUGAUAUCUUGGGCUCACCAGUCAGUAGAGGUGAACUGCAGGCCGCGGAACAAAUACAGACGGAGUUUACCAGCCUCGACCACGAGGCGGAGUACGUCAAUGAAAGGCUACGAAGAUGUGAGGAGGCAUUAGUGGCAGUGUUGGAAAAAGAGAAAAUUCUGAGUCAAGGUGUGGAAGCGAUCAUGAUGGAGAUGCAUGACUAUACUGCUGCGGGAGGGUCCGAGUGGAGCGAAAGUGACCUGGAGAGGUUUCGUGAAAAUCAACAAAGUGUUGACUCGGUGUUGAAGAUACUCGAAGAGAUCCGGGAGAAAAGGGAACACCUGCAGCAGCGUAUCUUCAAAACAGAAGUUUACUCACGGCUCUUGGAGGCAGAGCGGAAGGAAGCGGAGAAGACGUUGGAUGCCGUGAGGAGAAGUGUGGGGGAUCGCACAGGAUACAUCGCCGUGGAGGGAGGAAAUGAAAGUACUUUGGUCAUCCCACCCGCACCACUGGUUGUGAGUAUUGUUGAAGAAUUUAGGAACGAGGUGGUGAAUGAGGAGCCGUCAAGCACGCUGGCGUCAUUAAUCUGA
Molecule: messenger RNA, 825 nt
Organism: Trypanosoma brucei brucei TREU927
Lineage: Eukaryota; Euglenozoa; Kinetoplastea; Trypanosomatida; Trypanosomatidae
Exons: 1
Coding region: 1-825 (274 amino acids)
Source: RefSeq, a predicted model, not a curated record